Molecule: messenger RNA, 1224 nt
Organism: Pipistrellus nathusii (Nathusius's pipistrelle)
Lineage: Eukaryota; Metazoa; Chordata; Mammalia; Chiroptera; Vespertilionidae
Source: the annotation of a GenBank genome assembly
AUGCGCUGGCUCCGCGCGCUGCUCAAGAACGCGUCCCUGGCCGGGGCGCCCAAGUACAUCGAGCACUUCAGCAAGUUCUCCCCGUCCCCGCUGUCCAUGAAGCAGUUCCUGGACUUCGGGUCCAGCAAUGCCUGUGAGAAGACCUCCUUCACCUUCCUCCGGCAGGAGCUGCCCGUGCGCCUGGCCAACAUCAUGAAGGAGAUCAACCUGCUUCCUGACCGGGUGCUGGGCACCCCCUCGGUGCAGCUGGUACAGAGCUGGUACGUCCAGAGCCUCCUGGACAUCAUGGUGUUCCUGGACAAGGACCCAGAGGACCAGCGCACCCUGAGCCAGUUCACCGAGGCCCUGGUCACCAUCCGGAACCGCCACAACGACGUGGUGCCCACCAUGGCACAGGGCGUGCUCGAGUACAAGGACGCCUAUGGCGACGACCCCGUGUCCAACCAGAACAUCCAGUACUUCCUGGACCGCUUCUACCUCAGCCGCAUCUCCAUCCGCAUGCUCAUCAACCAGCACACCCUGAUCUUUGACGGCAGCACCAACCCAGCCCACCCCAAGCACAUCGGCAGCAUCGACCCCAACUGCUGCAUCUCUGAGGUGGUGAAAGAUGCCUAUGACAUGGCCAAGCUCCUGUGUGACAAGUAUUACAUGGCAUCACCUGAACUGGAGAUCCAGGAGAUCAACGCAUCCAACUCCAAACAGCCUAUUCACAUGGUUUAUGUCCCCUCCCAUCUCUACCACAUGCUCUUUGAACUCUUCAAGAAUGCCAUGCGAGCGACCGUGGAAAGCCAUGAAUCCAGCCUCGUUCUCCCUCCUGUCAAGGUCAUGGUGGCCUUGGGAGAGGAAGAUCUGUCCAUCAAAAUGAGUGACCGAGGUGGGGGUGUCCCCUUGAGGAAGAUUGAUCAACUCUUCAGCUACAUGUACUCCACCGCACCCACCCCCCAGCCUGGCACAGGGGGCACCCCACUGGCUGGCUUCGGGUACGGGCUCCCCAUUUCCCGCCUCUAUGCCAAGUACUUCCAGGGGGACCUGCAGCUCUUCUCCAUGGAGGGCUUUGGGACGGAUGCCGUCAUCUAUCUGAAGGCCCUGUCCACGGACUCGGUGGAGCGUCUGCCCGUCUACAACAAGUCGGCCUGGCGCCACUACCAGACCAUCCAGGAGGCCGGCGACUGGUGUGUCCCCAGCACGGAGCCCAAGAACACAUCCACGUACCGUGUCACUUAG